GUGGCGAAGGCGGCGUUCCGCCAUUUUGUGGACGUCGGGGGAGUAGCGCAACAGCUGCGCGGGGACGGAGCCGGGAGGAGCGGGAAAAACCUAGUCGAGCGGUGGCAGUCGGAUCCCCGCCUGUUAAGCCACAGCACCCGAGAUGCAUCGAGACUCUUGUCCACUGGAUUGUAAGGUUUAUGUAGGUAACCUUGGUAACAAUGGCAACAAGACUGAAUUGGAGAGAGCAUUUGGAUAUUAUGGACCACUCCGAAGUGUGUGGGUUGCAAGAAAUCCUCCCGGCUUUGCUUUUGUUGAAUUUGAAGAUCCCAGAGAUGCAGCUGAUGCUGUUAGAGAGCUAGAUGGAAGAACACUUUGUGGCUGCCGGGUAAGAGUGGAACUGUCGAAUGGUGAAAAAAGAAGUCGUAAUCGUGGUCCACCACCGUCUUGGGGUCGUCGCCCAAGGGAUGAUUAUCGGAGAAGAAGUCCUCCACCCCGCCGCAGAUCACCACGAAGAAGAAGCUUUUCUCGCAGCCGGAGCAGGUCCCUUUCAAGAGAUAGAAGAAGAGAGAGAUCACUGUCACGGGAGAGAAAUCAUAAGCCUUCUCGUUCCUUUUCCAGGUCUCGUAGUCGCUCUAGGUCAAAUGAAAGGAAAUAGAACAUCGGCCUUCAAGAGGAGUGAUGUACAGGAAGUAGCCCUUCAUUUGACAGGAGCAUGUACAGAACAUUACAAGUUUUGUUUGAGCCUUCAUAAGCUCAGUGCAUUUUUAAAAUGUUUUAGCUGUUAAAAUUUGUUUAUUGUCUUGUAACGGUGACACAUGUAAAGAUGUGUAUCUGUAUGGUUUGAAACAGAUCAUAUAAGGCAUGUAAUACCAAGAAUUUGUUACUUUACAAUGUUCCCUUAAACACAAUUUUAAUUUCUAUUGAUUGCUAUUCAGUUUAUUUUGCAUCAAUUUGCAAAUAAACUCAUAAAACCUGUAGUGGCCAAAAAUGACAUCUUGACUGUGUCUUCUGGGGGGAAAAUGAUAGACCACAUUGGAGAGAGCCUUAAUUUUUGUCCACAGCAGAGUUCUUUCAUGCAACUGCAGUUAAACAAUCCAGUGUUUCAAAGCUCCUCUUAGAAUAGGCCAGCAGGUAAAUUGGGAAAUAAAAAACAUACUAAAAUUAAGACUAUUGUUCAAAAGAUGUGGCAGUUUUGAGAAAAGAAAACAAUUCUAAGUGGACACAUACCUUAAGUGAAAACCUUAAGAGGUUUCAAAGAUGUUUAGUUUUUCCACUAAGUCAUGGAUGAUUUUUUUUGGUAGUUUAAGCACCAUGAGUAAAUAACCAGUGAUAUUCAAAAUUAACCAUUCACACAAUAGUUUUAAGGGUACAUUGUAGAGAUGAAACUUUUGAGUUACUGUGCAAGAUUUUUUUCAUGAUGUCAUUUGUAACAUGUUUUGUGAGAUCCUUGGGAUUAAAGUUUUGGUUACAAAUUGUUGCUUAACUUGAAUACUUAAAAAGUUUUCCUUGUAGAACCUAAUUCAGCCUAUGAGCUUGGUACAUAUGCAGUCCAGGUUUAGACAUUCCUAUCAGAAGCCAUACUUAUAUUUUUCUUGUUAAAGUGCUUUUGGAGUAAUAAAAUACUAGCUAGCCUAUUUGUGUGAUAGCCAGUUGAAUCCACUGUUCAUCACAGUUCUUGUAUGAAAGCAGUUGAUUGCACAAAGCUGCUAUUUUAUGAGUUGGACUUAAUUACUUUGAGAGUGGUUUCUUGGUGGGGUGGUUUUUUUCUGCUUAGGUAAUAAGUUGUCCACUCCUUAAAAAGAGAAGCCAGUUCAGGGUUCAUGAUACGCAAUUUGCUCAGAUAAAUAAUUCUAGGAUAUAUUUCAUUGUAAUCCAAAUUGAAAUGGCCAUAAAGGCUUUCAGCAUGAAAACAAUUCUCACUUAAAUUUAGAUUGCUUCCAUUCUAUAAGUUGAGGUCUUGCAUGGAAAUUUCCAAACUAAGCAUCAUGAUGUAAAAUUCACAUUAUAACUCAAAUGUAACAGUGCAGAAAACUGAAUAAUAUGGAGGCAUGUUUAACCUUCCUAGAUACUGGGAGGGAUUGUAAUUUCAAACUUUUGUGCACUUAGAUUAAAUCAUAAUGCAACAGUUUUGUGGCUUAGUUUCCUUAAAUGUGCUUUUUAAAAAGUAGUCGUGGGUGAUGUUCUGUUCUUAAUAUCAGUUCAGGCAUUGUGUUAAUGAGAGAAAAUUCUGAGUAAGUUUCAUUUGAAAUAUGUCCUGAACCUUUAUGAAAAAUUCAGGAUAUUUGAGACCUAACUCAGCUUGGGUUUUAAGUGUGUCUCUAGGACAGGAUUUUUGCUAACCUCUGAGAAGACCAAGAAUUAGCAACAGUAGCAAAAUAGUAAGAUGCUUGAUCUGAUUUUAGUUGCUCCUAAAGGAAGCCUUCUAAUCCCCCAAAAGAGCUAAACUGAAGAGUGGGGGAGAAUUUUACUUAAAAUGAAGCAUACCUUUUAUUCCACAAUGCUAAAAGCAUUUUGAUAUUCUGCUUCUUGACUUGGGUUGGGGAGGUCUCACUCAGAUCACACCAUUCCAAGGUGGGGGUUUCAUCUUGGCAUAUACCCCUCAAGAAACCUCACCUCAUGGUUUAGUCCUUCAGACCAUGAAACCUUAUUUGUUGCUAUCCAAGGACUCCUUGAAAUAUAUGGGCAUGUCCUCCCCAUAUCCCCCAAGAAAUGUUCCCUUGAGGUAUUUGUAGUAUAAUAUGCUUUGGGAUAUGUAAAUCUGCAUAAGUUACAUGACUUCACUUUUGUCUAAAAUAAAGAGCCAGAAAUAGCUUGGGGAGAAACAAGCUCAUUUUUAUAGCAUGUUACUUAUACAAUCCUGGGAAAGACAUGGGCUCAAGGAGGACAACUUGCAUAGCAUCACAUGACUAGAACUGGAUUGGAUUCAAACCCACUUAAAAGCUACAGGCUGCCUUUGUGCUCUUCAGUCAUCAUUAGUUAUACUAGGUGAUGAGAUACAAAGUUUACAUAAUUCCCUGUUGUCAAGGAGCAAGCUUCUAUUUAAUUGUCCCCAGCAUUAAAAUUUUUGAGAAAGUAAUCUUUAAACUUGGAAUUGUGAGGCAAUUUAAACUACCAUGUCAAAAGUUCAAUUUGCAGUAUACAGAUUAGAGUGUCCACUAGAGGUCACUAUCUUAAUUUUGAUUCUAAUUGAAGGAAGAUUUUUAUAUUUUGUAAUUCAAAACUCAGAUAUUUAUGCAUCUUAGUUGAGUGUUUCUGUGCUGCCAGUUCUGUCAUUCCCUUUGUGACUACCCUGGGUGUAUGUAAAGCAAAUUUGUCCUGUGUUGGAUCAUUUGAUCCCAGAUGGGGCAGUGGGUAGAGGCAAGGAAAGGACUUAAAUUGACAUGAGUGUGUGUUCUUAAAUACCUUGUAUUUGUAAUACUUGGCACUUUUUGGUCCUCACUAAUAUCCUUAAGUCAUACCUUUUAGUUCCUGUUGAAAUUGGGACUUAAACCCCCCUGUCUUGUGCUUCCCUGAUUUCAGAUUUGCAUAAGAAUAUAUUUGAUUAAAGUUAUUACUAAAUGUGGGGGAACUGGCAAGUAUUUUUAUUAUCAAAUUUAGUGCUUGAAGCAAUUAUGUGAUGAUUAGUUCCUCAAUGAGAAGGUUUAUGGGAUACAUUGCUAAUUACGUAACUUUUAGUUUCCAUUUUUGCUGUUUAAAAUAAUGUCUGAUUAUUAAAAUAAAGCUUUAAUAUAGUUCAAUACAGGCUUAUUGCCAGGUAUGUAGUCAUAAGGAAGCCAAAUAUUUAAGAUGCAAUGAUUGCAAAAAUUGUGCAAGUAUAAUAAUAGUGUCUUAUCCAGACUGACAUGCUUACUUUUAGAGCUUGGACCACAUUAUUGAGCAAGUCCUAAACUUUUGAUAAUAUGAAAUUAACCUAGAUUCUUGUUCUUCACCCUUGAAUUGCAGUUUAGUUCCUGAUAAUUGCCUUAUUCACAGUUUCUGGUGAAAUGGCUUGUCUUCCUUGGAAGUCGGAAGAAUUAACAGUUUUUCUGUAACCCAAAAGCUUACAUUCUAGAAGGAAGUUCAAAAAUAUGAAGUGUGGUGUUGAAACCACUGAGUUUGUAUUUUUCUCUUUCCAUAAUAGUUUAUAGUUGUUGCAAGCUAAAAAGUCAACUUGAUGACCAACUGUGGAGUGAAUAAGCCUUUAUGCAUGAACCGAACGAACUAGGCAGGUUCCUAGACAACUGUCUACUCCACGUCUCUACUUGGCAGUCAUUUCAGCUUAUGUAUUUGACACUGCUGUGAGGAGAUACAGCGUUUACUUGGAGAAAUCUUUGUAAUAUUACAUAGUACAGGAACUAAAGCUAUAAUAAAACACAAGCAAAAUCUGGUGCUGAAUUAAUCAUUUCAGAGGACAUUAGUAAUAUGAAGAUAGUGAUCAGAUUUGUCCUUGUGUUAACUAAAGUAAAUAGUCUGGGUUUUGUUUUUGUGGGAUUGUAAGGAGGGGAAAAGAAUACAAAACCAUCCUAACCCCUGGCAUCCAGUGGCUUUUGUAAUGGGCAGUAAAUAUGUAAAUAUGUCAACUAUGAAAAGAAUCUUAAGAGAAAGAUUUUCAAGUUCCAAAUUGAGUUUCUCAAACUUAAAACAUUUUCAGGACUGUAUAGAAGAUUGUACAUUAGAUUGUCAGUAUGUACUUAUGAAUCUUUGUUGGCAUGCUAUCAUGUAGAAUGGUAUGUGAAAUUGAGGAAGGUUGCUUUCUAUAAAUCCUUUUCAUUGA
Molecule: messenger RNA, 4735 nt
Organism: Monodelphis domestica (gray short-tailed opossum)
Lineage: Eukaryota; Metazoa; Chordata; Mammalia; Didelphimorphia; Didelphidae
Gene: SRSF3
Product: serine and arginine rich splicing factor 3
Molecular function (GO): RNA binding
Source: RefSeq, a predicted model, not a curated record